Molecule: messenger RNA, 387 nt
Organism: Austrofundulus limnaeus
Lineage: Eukaryota; Metazoa; Chordata; Actinopteri; Cyprinodontiformes; Rivulidae
Product: hydroperoxide isomerase ALOXE3
Biological process (GO): lipid oxidation
Molecular function (GO): metal ion binding; oxidoreductase activity, acting on single donors with incorporation of molecular oxygen, incorporation of two atoms of oxygen
Source: RefSeq, a predicted model, not a curated record
GCAGUGGCUUCUGGUUUGAAGACCAUCCCGAUUCUCCUGUUCCGGGCCUCAGCUAAGGUCCAGUAUCGGUCCCUGUGUGUUCCUGAUGACCUGAUGGACCGUGGAGUUAUGAAACUGCCUAACAGCUACUACGCUCAUGAUGCUCUGAGAGUGUGGGACGCACUGCACAGGUUCGUGACCAGCUGGGUGGAUCUGUAUUAUAAAGGAGAUGAAAACAUCCAGAACGACUCUGAGCUGCAGAACUGGGUCAAUGACAUCACAACUCACAGCUUCCCAAAGAGCUCAGGCUUUCCUCAGAGUUUUUCCACCAAAGCAGAAGCUUGUAAGUUUGUCACCAUGUUCAUUUCCUCCUGCUCGGCUCUGCACGCUGCCGUCAACUUCUCCCAG